AUGACUGUUACUAAAAGAUCCAUUGGAGGUACUAAUAUUGAUAACAUCAAUAACAAUAAGAGACCCAAAAACCAAAAUAUAUCUAAUCUUCAUAAUCAUUCAUCUUUAUUAUCAGCACAAGAGGAGAAUAAUAUUGAUGAUACUAACACUAAUAUCAUAGAUGACGCCACCACCAAGAAUGAAACCCAGGAUGCAAAAGUACAAGACAAAAAUAUAGAUUCUCAAUUGUUGGCUAAUAAAGACAAAUCAAAUUCUAUUAUCAAUGAUCAGGCUACAAAAUAUGCUGGUGAUUCGAAUGAUGCUACUGAGAAACAAAAUGGAACUAUGACCUCAUCUGUUGUAGAAGUUGCUACUUCAGCUACAUUAAGUAAGCAGCAAAGUCAAGAGGAGGAAAUAGAAAGAGAAAAUACUGAAACAAAUCUUAAGAAGGGAAGCCUAUCCACCAAAAGUGCUGACAUUGAUAAUAAAAACAAAAAUGAUAGUGAUGUUUCUGCUGCUGAUGAUGAUGCUUCUUCUUCUUCUUCUUCUUCUUCUUCUUCUGAUAAGAGCAGCUCUAAUAAAAAUGAAAAACUAAUAGAAAAUGGAGAAGAGAAUCAAUCAGAAGAUAUAAAACAAAAUAUAGACUAUGCUAAUUUAAUUGAAUCUCAAGAGGUUGAUAACCAUACUGAACCUAUUGCUCCUGUUAAACCAAAUAAUCAUUUUCAAAUUGAAGUUCAGAAAGAGAAACAGUUGCAGAAUCGUCAAAGGAAAGAAUCACAUAAAGAGGUAGAAAGAAGAAGAAGGGAAAAUAUCAAUACUGCUAUAGGCAGAGUAGCUCGUUUAUUACCGUUUAAGGAAAGUUCCAAAGCAGCUAUUUUGAAUAAAGCUGCCGAAUAUAUUGAAUAUUUGCAAAAAAAAGAUGGAGAAAUGAAUGAACAACUCUCUUUCAAUAAGGUUUUGGAUGAGCAGGAAAUCCAAAGAUUGUCUACAGCUAAUGAAAGUUUAAAGGAAGCUUUAGCUCAAGCCUACGUUGAUAUUAAAAACUUGGAAAAACAAUUAACAGAAAAAGCCAACGGGGAAAAUGAAAAAAGCAAAUAG
This is a messenger RNA of Saccharomycodes ludwigii, 1077 nucleotides long. It is a transcript of the gene CBF1, whose product is annotated as Cbf1p. Gene Ontology annotation, molecular function: protein dimerization activity; DNA-binding transcription factor activity. Gene Ontology annotation, cellular component: nucleus. The record is from RefSeq and is a predicted model, not a curated record. The coding region runs from base 1 to 1077 and encodes 358 amino acids. The transcript has a single exon. NCBI's taxonomy places the organism in Eukaryota, Fungi, Ascomycota, Saccharomycetes, Saccharomycodales, Saccharomycodaceae.